Molecule: messenger RNA, 7953 nt
Organism: Epinephelus lanceolatus (giant grouper)
Lineage: Eukaryota; Metazoa; Chordata; Actinopteri; Perciformes; Serranidae
Gene: adcy9b
Product: adenylate cyclase 9b
Biological process (GO): adenylate cyclase-activating G protein-coupled receptor signaling pathway; cyclic nucleotide biosynthetic process; intracellular signal transduction
Cellular component (GO): plasma membrane
Molecular function (GO): adenylate cyclase activity
Source: RefSeq, a predicted model, not a curated record
UGGACGGCUGUCAGCGCUCAGAAGAUGGUGGCGGCUGCGGCCACUGCGUUGCCCACCGCGCCUGGAUACCGCACAACAACAUUUCAUGCAGGUGUCGACGCUCGUGCAGCGCGCGGAGAACAGUCACACACCGGAGAUAAGACAGUCUCAUCUCACUGUGGACGAUGCAGAGAAUGGAGAGGCUGGACGAUGCAGCAGCCCUAAGCCUGUUAUAUUUGUCUUGGAUUUAAGGGGAAGUGUUUGGAGGUAUGAAGAUAUUCUCUGGUGUAUCCCGCAAUUCAAUUAAAGUGGCUGGAUCAGUGCAGCACUCAGCUUUGACCUGUGGGACUCCUGGUGUGGGGGGUGCGUGGAGCUGAGGUGGAGACCUUUUAAUUAGCCCCACUCUCUCCGGGGUUUCGUCGUCUGCCAUUUAGAGGAGGGGGGCACCGAGCUGCCGUGGGCAAAGUUUACUUCAGAGAAAGGGAGAGACUGGACGACACUUCAUGUAGUCUGCACAAGGCUGUCUUUCUCUGGGCUGCCCUGGUGACUGAAUAAACAUCCAGGAACCGGCAUGAUCAGAAUAUGUGGACAGUUUUCUUCGGGGCGCACUGUGACGAUGAACUGGCGACAUUUGGCGUGAGUGUGUGGAUACCAAAGCAAUACCGAUCAGCACUGAUCCGGCUGGUUGGCGCAUAGCCUUGGAGGAGCGUGUUUACAUACUGACAGCUAAGCUCUUGCAAUAAAAGCGUUUUGGGGUAUUUUAUGCGCGCCACGUCUCAUGCAUUUGUCUCCUGCAGACCUCCGUGCACACGAGUCCCUGUGGGGGUUUGGAGACGCAGCGGUGGCGGAGACACCCGAGCAGAAAGUCAGGAAAGGACGGGGCUCCGUCCGCGGGAACAGACGCGAUUAGGCCCUGCAGCAAGCAGCAUGUGGGGAUAAAUAAAAGCUCCGAUGGCAGUUUUUACGCCCACGAUCCCGUUACCUGGAAUUGAUCUGCGUCUUAAAACCAAAAGCUGGCCUUUGCGAUCAAGGCGGCAGUCAGCAGAGUCAGAGCAAACACUGCGGAGGAUGUGUUCAGGAUGAAGUUUUGCUCAGACCUGUAAACAAAACGUGGUGAAGUUUAGAAGAUAGGCCUGUUUGGCUGCUGGAUAUCCCCAGGGGAACGGAGUGGACAUGCACCAGUAAUAAAAGUAUAUUGACUGCACAUUUAAACUGGAUUUAAAAACCCCACUCUUACUCACAACUUCUCAAUAACUCCUAUUUCUUCUUGUUUUUGUGUUUCUUUUGCAACUUUUCCUUUACACGCACUCUUAUGUAAUGCUCUGAGUUUUCCCCAACAUUUCACCAAUGAGUAAAACUGUGUGCAGCCAGCUGAGUGGACUUGGGCAGGCACAGAGAAAGCAGCAAGUGAACCUUGCAGUCCCAAGUGCGUCAAAACAGUCCGGAACUUAGAGGAAUGCAGGGACUGACGUCAAGAGGUGCAAUAAUGACCUAUUCAAAAGCUUUGGAAGGUCUGCUGGUGUUUUCUUCAACCACUACACUGUUCUCAGAGUGGAUUUUUCUCUGAAAUGGUUUUUUGUGCUCUCCUUUUUCAGGUUUAAGAGUAAACAAUCAUUGCCCCAGCUGUUAAACUGCAGCCCAAUACUUUGCCUUACUUCUUUCUGUACUUUGUCUGUGACAUAAUCGUCCCCUCUGCAUUGGUUUUGAUUUUUUGGAUAGAUUAAAAAGCAACAUGGCAUCCCCGCAACAUCAACAACUGCUGCCUCACAACACAGAAGUGAACUGUGACUCAAGUGGAGAUGGAGGCGUCUCAGUGAGGAUUGGCAGCAGUGUCAAACACAAGCACGGAGGCGGGCCGCUGGGUUCAAUCGGGGGAGGCUUCAUCGUGGGGUCCAAGCACUGCAAGUACAGCAUUUCCUCCAGCUGCAGCUCCGGAGAGUCCGGAGCCAGGAGGCCGGUGGUCAAAAGCUUUCGCACACAUAAGAAGAUGCCUCAGCUUUUUGAGAGAUCCGCCGGUCAUUUCUGGGACCCAAAGUUUGACUCUUCAAUCCUGGAGGAGGCCUGUAGAGAGCGGUGCUUCCCUCAGACCCAGCGGCGUUUCCGCUAUGUGCUCUUUUACCUUGUUGCCGCUGCCCUCCUGUGGGGAUUGUACUUUGCUGCCAACCCUUCCCGCUGUGACAGGACUGCCUUUCUCCUUCCCACUGCGUCCUUCCUCCUCUUCUGCCUCCUUCUCUUCCUCUUAACUUUUACUAAGAUCUACUCUCGCUGCUACAACCAAGCAUCUCUGCUGCUCAUCUUUGUAACCUUCACCCUGACCCUGGCCCCGCAGAUCCAGACAUCAAGCUUCAGGGACCCGGAGGCUCCCACACCUGGGCUCGAUGAGGAAGAGUUCAGUGGCAUGGGGCCAAUGUACAACCUGUCCUAUGACAAGCUUGUGGGAGGCAGCACCUGGUCCCCUUGUCUGUCUCCUGUAGGCACUUUUUCCCUCUGUAUCGAGGUUCUUCUGUUGCUUUACAGCGUUCUCCAUAUUCGCCUCUAUGCUUCUGUCCUGCUCGGGUUUCUCUACUCUGUGUUUUUUGAGAGUUUAGGAUGGCUGCACCUGGCCCAGGCAAGGGAUAACUGGAGCUUAGCCUCUCAGUCAGACUGGGAUACAUUAUGUUGGCUUGGCCCUGCCAAAGCUCUGCUCCACCUCUGUGCCCACGCCAUUGGCAUCCACCUCUUCAUCAUGUCUGAGGUGCGCUCACGCAGCACCUUCCUCAAGGUGGGACAAGCUAUCAUGCAUGGCAAAGAUCUGGAGGUGGAGAAAGCCUUGAAGGAGCGAAUGAUCCACUCCGUCAUGCCCCGAAUCGUGGCCGAUGAACUGAUGAAGCAAGGUGACGAGGAGUUAGGAGAUAAUUCCGUUAAGCGAUACUCCACCAGCGGUGCAGCAGCUGCCAUCUCCAGCCCUAAAAACAAUAAACGCAAGAAAACCUCCAUCCCUCGAGGCCAGAUUAUCUUCAGACCCUUCAACAUGAAACGCAUGGAGCCUGUAAGCAUCCUCUUCGCAGACAUUGUGGGUUUCACAAAAAUGUCAGCCAACAAAUCUGCUCAUGCCCUCGUCGGGCUUCUAAAUGACUUAUUCGGACGUUUUGAUCGACUCUGCGAACUCACUGGCUGUGAGAAGAUCAGUACUCUAGGAGACUGUUACUACUGUGUGGCUGGUUGUCCCGAACCCAGACCAGACCAUGCCUACUGCUGCGUGGAGAUGGGCCUGGGUAUGAUUCAGGCUAUUGAACAGUUCUGUCAGGAGAAGAGGGAGAUGGUCAACAUGAGGGUGGGUGUCCACACUGGCACUGUACUGUGUGGUAUCCUGGGCAUGAAGCGCUUCAAGUUUGAUGUUUGGUCAAACGACGUCAACCUGGCCAACCUGAUGGAGCAGCUGGGGGUGGCUGGCAAGGUCCACCUAUCAGAGGCCACAGCCAACUUCCUGGAUGACCGCUACCAGCAUGAAGACGGACAAGUCAUUGAGAGAAUAGGACAGAGUGUGGUGGCUGAUCAGCUCAAAGGCCUGAAGACCUUCCUGAUCUCUGGCAGGAAGGUGGAGCCUCACUCCCUCUGUAGCUGCUCUCAGUUGGGGUUGGCGGGGCCUGAGGAUCCUCGGUGCCCCGCUUCCAGGGUGCACACACCUGACGGAGCGCCGGCAGCCUGCACCCUGCCUCCGGAAAGUGCUAAGUCUCCUUGUAUAUCCUGCAGUGUGGCCCUCAUACCAGGGGAGGAUCAGGUUCUGGAGGAAGGAGCGGUUCACAAUGGCUGCCAUGACGACCGCAAGACCAACAGCAGCAAGGACUCUUCAAAUCUCAAGUGCUCCCCAGCGGUUUCUGCAGGGCGCAGCCCCAAGACCCUGAACGGCCUCCUCAGUCCUCAGCUGGAGGCUCUGAACAACAGCCAGACGUCACUGUGCGAGAUGCUGCAGGAGAAGGAGAAGAAGACAUGGAGUGGAGGAGCCAUGGGCAUGGACCACUCGGCGCUCAUCCCUCUACGCUCCAAGAACUUCAGGGAGAGGAGCGACGCUCACUUUGUGGAUGUCAUUAAAGAGGACAGCCUCAUGAAGGACUAUUUCUACAGACCUCCCAUAAAUAAGCUGAGCCUCACCUUCCUGGAGAAGAGCCUGGAGUCUGCUUACCGGAUAAGCAACCAGGAGGAGGUGGAAAACCAAGCAGCAGUGCAGACUUUCGCCAGUCCAAUGUUCAGUUCCUUCCUGGACAUGCUGCUGUGCUGCUCAGUGUUUCUGGCUCUCUCGCUGGCCUGUUUCCUUCGACCGCUCGUCACCCAGCAGAGUUUGUCCACACCGGCGCUUGUUCUGACAGCUGUAGCCGCCCUGUUGGAGGCUGUGGCUCUGCUGUUAGCUAUACGUAUGGCUUUCUACCUGGACAGUGUGCUGAAUUGCACUCGGAUGCUGAUGAGAGCGAUCUCAGGCUGGGUGGCGCGUCACUUUUUAGGAGCUGUCCUGGUGUCGCUGCCCACUGUGGCCGUCUUCUCCCAUGUCUCCUGUGACAUGCAACUCUCCAUCCAGUUCACCAUGUUCAUCUGCUGUGCUGUCAUCAUAGCUAUCAUUCAGUACUGUAACUUCUGCCAACUCAGCUACUGGAUGCGCUCACUUCUAGCGACUUUGGUGGGACUAGCAAUGCUUGUCCUGCUCUUCAGCUCCCCCUGCAGUGUUGCUAAGAAGCUGUUUUUCUGGUCAGAUGGCUGGAGCAAUAACACCAACAGCAACAGCUCCAUCGUCAUAUCCGACAGCCCAGCGGACCCAGACCCACAGGACCUGCUGGGCCCUGAGGCCUGCGUGGCCUUUUUCCUGGUCCUUCUCCUGAUCUGGUUCCUCAACCGUGAAUUCGAGGUCAGUUACCGCCUGCAUUACCACGGCAACGUGGAGGCGGAUCAACACCGCAUCAAGAUCCAGAACAUGAGGGACCAGGCCGACUGGCUCCUUCGCAAUAUCAUCCCCAUCCACGUGGCCGAGCAGCUGAAGGUCACCCAGAGCUACUCCAAGAACCAUGAUAACGUGGGCGUCAUAUUUGCCAGUAUUGUUAACUUUAGUGAGUUUUAUGAGGAAAGCUACGAGGGAGGCAAAGAGUGCUAUCGUGUCCUUAACGAGCUAAUCGGAGACUUUGACGAGCUGUUACGGAAGCCUGCCUUCUCCAAUAUGGAAAAGAUCAAGACCAUCGGUGCCACAUACAUGGCGGCGUCAGGACUCAACGCGCAGCAGUGUGCAGAUGCGGCACACCCUCACGCCCACCUCCGCGCUCUUUUCGAAUUCGCCCUUGAAAUGAUGCGCGUGGUAGAUGACUUCAACAAGAACAUGCUGGGCUUCGGCUUCAAGCUUCGCAUUGGAUUCAAUCACGGGCCUCUAACAGCGGGGGUGAUUGGCACCACGAAGCUUCUCUACGAUAUCUGGGGCGACACAGUCAACAUCGCCAGCCGCAUGGAUACUACGGGUGUGGAGUGUCGCGUCCAGGUCAGCGAGGAGAGCUAUUGUGUGCUCAGUGGCAUGGAUUAUGAGUUUGAUUACCGUGGCACAGUUAACGUCAAAGGCAAAGGUCAGAUGAAGACCUUCCUUUACCCGAAGAGCAGUGACAGUGGCCCUGUGCCGCAGUACCAACUCUCAGUCUCACCAGAGAUCCGGGCACAGGUGGAUGGUAGCAUUGGGCGCUCGCCCACUGAUGAAAUCGCCAGCAUGGUGCCCACAACCGGCAUAACUGCAAGCAGUACCAAUACUAUGGUACCCAGUGCCAGCGCUGGUGCCUCUUCUACCACAGGGCUCAGCCAUGGGAGAGAAGCGGACAGCCGUGACAGACGUCCCUCGACCGGGACCUCCCAUGCCAGACGAUCUACGUCUCAUGGUGGCAUGACAUCUAUACCCGUUACCAACCUAGAAGGACCUCCUCCGUCUGCAAAUAACAAACCGCUCAUCAUCUCAUCCUCUGUCCAGCAAAACACAUCCCAGAAAGAUACCAAGAAGGACAAAUGCGAUGAUGAUUGUGUCAGUAACGUCGGAGAGUUCACCAGACUUUAAGAGUUUGCUACAAUGGCGCUUUAAUCAUAAAUGCUCGACCCUUUAAGCUCUUGUUCCUGCCGGUUGGCAUUUGUAGAAUUGCUGUACAUUUGGUCCUACCCUGGGUAGAACCAGAGAGAAAGACCCACUGGCCUCUUCUCUGCAUCAGCCAGGCAGCUGGUUGUUUUGAGUGUAAAUCUGAUUGGCUGAUAUUAUCAGUGGAGGGUGCAGGGUGCACCGCAAAGUGAGCAUCAGGCAGGAACGCACAAAGGAAAUGGGAAGAUGUUGAGGGCUGACUCUGAACCUUCUCUUGCCUGCUACAGAUCCCAUCGUCUCCCAUUAACUUACUUGAUUAUCCGUACACCUUUAAUCUUAAUUAUUUCUUUCAUAUGUCUUUUAAGUGCCUUUAGAGUAGAAUAAUGUGUAGACUAAGCCUUUUUGAGUAAGGGAAGAACAACAUAAAGGGAAAACUGUAAAUAAGCAAACUUUUUGGAAGAAAAAACUGCUUUGCUUUUGUUAUAACUUUACUUUGUAAACUAUGCUUUGCUAUGAUAUUUUGCCUUUAUCGAAGACGAGCUCACCUUACAUACAGAAAGUGCUACAACAAGUGAAGGGAAAUAAAAUAUCACUCAAAAUCUGCACUAGACGGCUGCGGAGCCUGUUCUUCAUGAGAAGCAGAAAACUCUUCAUGAAAGGCACAGCAGCAGCAACUAAUCAAUACAGGCUAAGGGCAGACAGGACUGAGCUGCAUGUCGUGUGAGUGUAUUUGCAUUCAGUGUGUGUGUGUAGUAACAAAAUCAUGCAGGGUUUAAUGAGGAGACGUCCCUUAUGAAUUACUCGACUGACUUGGUGAAACUGCAGGAUGAUGACAAACAGUUUAGGAACGCAGUCGCAAAAUGAAAAAAAAAAAUCCUGGUUGCUGAUGUGGCAGCUUUCUCCUCUGGCCCUUUGCAUUGCCUCAAUACUGAGGCAUGACGGUCUCAGCUACAUUUAAUCAGCCCGCUUGCAGCAACAGCAUCGUAGAUGAGGUUAACCGUUACUAGUGUUAUUGCCCUCCCCUAUGAUCCAGGCUCUUAAGGGAACCCAAGCUGUGUUAAGUGUUGAUGAGUAUUUCGAUGGAUCCGACGAGGCACUGCUGUACCUGUAGAGUGUCUUGACUUUAGCGCGAUUAGAGAAUACAACUGCCUAGGUUUUGCUGUGGAUUACACUGUGUGUUAGUUGAUAGUGCUUUUAAGACAUGGAUAAUCAAAGUGGAAUGUCACAAAUCAAAAAUGUGUUUUAUUGUAUUUAUUGUUGCACAAAACUUGAACUUGUUCAUGUGAAGCUCCCCUCUCUAACUUCUAUGAUUUGAAGGACAAUAUUAGGCGGACACAGCUGGAUGCGUUCACUGCUUUAUACUUUCAAUGGCAUGAAACUUAAUGUAAUAACACUGUAAAUGCAAAAGGCAGUGUAACAAACGUAUUCCGUGGUAUUCCCUAGGUGUUUUUUACGCUUUCUUUUUGACUCCAUUGAUUUCAUGCUCUUACGUCAGAUCACUAAGGAAAUCAAACUGAUUAAACUGUACAUUUCUGUUGCUCUUACAUUUUCUCUCUGUCACUGUUUCUUAGCAAAAAAGGCUUGUGUGCUCAGAGGCAAAAAAAAAAAAAAGUUUUACCAUAAAUCCACUUCAGUGUCUUCAGUUUAAAGGUCCAGUGCGAAUGGAAUGUAAUAUACUAAGUGUCAAAUCCUUAGAAUGAGCUGUUUAUAUCUACAUAGGAAGCGGGUCCUUGUCCUAAGGGAUUGCCAUGUUGCACCGCCAUGUUUCUACAGUAGCCCAGACUAGACAAACCAAACACUGGGUGUAGAUAGGGCCAUUUGCCUUUUCGCGUUGGCCACUUUAGUUAGCAGCCCCUCUGUGAUGAGCCAAACAGCAUCUGAAAAACACUGAUUUUUAACAUGAAACU